This is a messenger RNA of Salvia hispanica, 1018 nucleotides long. RefSeq lists its product as uncharacterized. Lineage: Eukaryota; Viridiplantae; Streptophyta; Magnoliopsida; Lamiales; Lamiaceae. The record is from RefSeq and is a predicted model, not a curated record.
UGUGUGUAUAUAUAUCGUCACUAAACUGCCCACGUCUUAACUCAUGAUUUCACUCUGAAAUCCCAACCUCCUCUCCCCAUUCUUCCUCAAUCAUCUCUGCAUUAUUAUAUACUGUUACAUUCUUCAACACCAAUCAACAAAAGCUGCAAAGGAAGAAAUGGGCUCUGAUCAUCUUCCUACAAACUGCAUCGCCGCCGCCGGAGAAUCCGGUGAGAAUCAGAGAAUCUCCGGCGUUGAUGGGCUGCACCACUCCGCCACUAAAUCAGACAGCUUCGUGAUCGAUAUGGAGAGGUUUUCGCAUCUUAUAGAAAAAGAUUCCAAUUCUGCAAAUUCAAGACUCACUAGAAAUCUUUCAAGGAAAGGAACGAUGAGAAUCGCAGAAAGGAAACUCACCGAUGUUAGUUUGCUUGCAACUUCACCAAGAGCUACUUUCACGCUUGAAAAGCAAGGGGUGGUGGUGGAGGCGGGGGCCCACGACCACUCGGGCCCGGCCCAAGUCAAUCACCAGAUCACCAUCACCAACGGCGGCAUAGCCACCACAGCUGCAGGUGCUGAAACAAAGAGCCGAUUCGGCUUCCGCCGCUCAUCUCAAACUUGGACCAUCGAUCCUAGAAGAAUACUCUUCUUCUUUGCAACACUGUCAUGCAUGGGAACUAUUCUACUUAUCUAUUUCACCUUAUCAAUUGGCAAGUUCAACGGUGAAAGUUCUUAACUAAAUAAACAUAUCAUUUUCAUGGAUAUUUUGAAGACAAGGUUUGAUGUGGGCACGUGGAGAGAUGCAAGAACAAAAAGAAGAAACAAAGAGUUAGAACUUUUGGCAGAAAGGGAUUACAUAAGAUUCAGUGGAUUUCACUUUUUUUUUCUCAGAGUUUACAACAAAUAUAUGUAAAGAGUGGGAAGCAGCAACAACAGAGAGGAUAGAAAGUCAUAUGAUGUGUAUACCCUUUUUUAUGUUAGUUUAGUAUCUUGAGAAAAUGUAGUGGAGCCUCAGAAAAAAGAAGCAGCCUUUUUUGCUAAA